CCGUAAAAGAGUAUCCGCGAGUAACCCCACCGCAUUCUCCUCGACGCUUCGUUCUCCCCAUGGUGCGCGACUUUUAACGUACUCCCACUCCCCGGUCUCAGUUUCCACUCUGCGAGUUCUCUCUCUCUCUCUCUCUCUCUCUCUCUCUCUCUCACUCUCCAUCGAUCUCGGAUCUCCUCACCGACCUUCUCUCGAUUCGCCAUGGAUUCGCUUCUUCUCCGGCCAUCUCCCCUCCCUCCGCGGCCCUUCGCCGCCGCCGCCGCCGCCUCUCGGCGAGAUUCUCGGGUACCAAUACUUUAUUCUACUGGCCGAGCAUGUAAUGGCCCCUCUGUAUGGUUCAGUAGAAGAGUUCAAGAGCCCCUCAGAGACCAUUAUUUCAGACAUAUUGAUGGAAAAUCUACAUGUAGUGGGAGAACUCGUGAAUCGACCACUGUGCAUGCCUCAGGGAAGCCUUUAGAACCUGGACAUGAAGCAUAUGAUUCCUCGAGCAUCUGGCGACCAAUGUUAUCUUCCCUAAAUGCUUUUUACAGAUUUUCACGGCCACAUACAGUUAUAGGAACAGCUCUGAGUAUAGUCUCUGUUUCCCUAUUGGCUGUUGAGAACUUGUCUGAUAUCUCUCCCUUGUUUCUGACUGGGCUGUUGGAGGCACUUGUGGCUGCACUCUUCAUGAAUGUUUACAUUGUCGGACUAAAUCAAGUGUAUGACAUUGAAAUAGACAAGGUCAAUAAGCCAACUCUUCCACUGGCUUCGGGGGAAUAUUCUCUGUUGACUGGGGUUGUGAUCGUUUCAACUUUUGCAGUUUUGAGCUUUGGUGUUGGAUGGGCUGUCGGUUCUUGGCCAUUAUUUUGGGCUCUGUUCGUUAGCUUUGUACUUGGAACCGCAUACUCUAUCAAUAUCCCCUUUUUAAGAUGGAAGAGAUUUGCUGUUAUUGCAGCACUCUGCAUAUUGGCAGUGCGUGCAGUGAUAGUUCAGCUGGCUUUUUUUUUGCACAUUCAGACAUUUGUUUUCAGAAGACCAGCUAACUUUUCAAGGCCGUUGAUUUUUGCUACAGCGUUUAUGAGCUUCUUUUCUGUUGUUAUAGCAUUAUUCAAGGAUAUUCCUGAUAUUGAAGGGGACCGCAUAUUUGGCAUUCGGUCUUUCAGUGUCCGUCUGGGGCAAAAGCGGGUGUUUUGGAUUUGUGUUUAUCUGCUUGAGAUGGCUUAUACUGUUGCCAUGGUGAUUGGGGCUACUUCUUCCUGCCUUUGGAGCAAAGUCAUAACUGUUUCAGGCCAUGCUAUCCUUGCUUCGAUCCUUUGGAAGCGUGCAGGAUCUCUCGACUUGAUGAGCAAAGCUGCAAUAACAUCCUUUUAUAUGUUUAUUUGGAAGCUCUUUUAUGCCGAAUACUUGCUCAUUCCUCUUGUGAGAUGAAGACAUAUGGAGUCAGAUUAAGUGUGCUGUUGCAGUCGCAAGGGAUUCUUUUCUGAAACCCCCAAAUUAUCUUCUACUUUGCUUCUCCAAAUCUUUGCUUCCUGGCCAAGCUGCUUCUAGAAUCUGUCAUCUUCAACCUGUCCCACCACAAGAGCCAAUAUCUUAAGGUAAGUUGUAUAAUUUGUAUAUUAUUGGAGGAGUGCUUCGCAUGAUCCUAUAUUCCAUCACUCAGUGCGUUUCAAUAGGUCGCAGAUUAGAUGGAAAUUUAUUCGUAAUGAAUAGGAUAUUUCUGUACAUAUUAUUUGACACUGAUUGGUUAGUCUAAACAUGCUAACUUUUCUAGCUAUCCUUUGAUGGAUAGCUAGAAAAGUUACUUAUUUUCUUUA
Molecule: messenger RNA, 1793 nt
Organism: Ananas comosus (pineapple)
Lineage: Eukaryota; Viridiplantae; Streptophyta; Magnoliopsida; Poales; Bromeliaceae
Product: probable homogentisate phytyltransferase 1, chloroplastic
Exons: 12
Coding region: 202-1407 (401 amino acids)
Cellular component (GO): membrane
Molecular function (GO): prenyltransferase activity
Source: RefSeq, a predicted model, not a curated record